Messenger RNA from Girardinichthys multiradiatus, 6941 nucleotides. Its product is annotated as ligand-dependent corepressor-like. The record is from RefSeq and is a predicted model, not a curated record. Gene Ontology annotation, molecular function: DNA binding. Lineage: Eukaryota; Metazoa; Chordata; Actinopteri; Cyprinodontiformes; Goodeidae. The coding region runs from base 37 to 5514 and encodes 1825 amino acids. Gene Ontology annotation, cellular component: nucleus. The transcript has 7 exons. Gene Ontology annotation, biological process: regulation of transcription by RNA polymerase II.
CUUCCCGUGCUGGUGCCCGCGAGAAGAAAAUAGAAAAUGGCGAGUCUGUGCAAAAAGCAGCAAUGCACAAUCGACAGGCGCGGCUUUCGGCAGGAACUUGACUCUUGGCGACACAAACUCCUUCACUGUGUAGGUUUUGAGAGCAUUCUUGAAGGUCUGAUUGGUCCAGAGCUAGUAGAGGACCUAAAAGUAUUUAAGGACUUUGAGCCUGUUGCUGUGUCUGACUGGUCAUUUGAUGAAAAUUGUCUAUUCUGCUGUUUGAGAAGAGAUAAAGUCAAAGAACACCUAUUUGGCUUCAGCAAGGAGCAUCUUGACGAUGCACCUAAACCUCUCCUAGUUAAAGAUCAGAUCAGAAUCAUCAGACUAGAGAAGAAAGCUGAGGAGUUUCUCAAUGCAGUUCUUUCCAGAAAGGAUGUGCCAAAUUUCUCAGACCCACACAUUCCAGUAGUGGCUCGAGAGGUUCUUCAGAGAAUGAUCAGCCAGUUUGCAGCCGAAUAUACCUCAAAAACCAGCUCUCCUCAGGACAGUCGCUCAGACUCUCCGCCUCACUCUGACCGAAGCCUGCCGGCUCCGCUCCUCCUGCCAGGGACUCCUUCAACCAACCCCGCUGACAUCCUGGCUGGACCAGCACAAAACCAGAACCCAGUCCUGAGCAAGCUUCUCAUGGCUGACCAGGAUGCUCCCUUAGACCUCACCAUCAAGAAGCCUGGUUUAGAGCCCAGUGAACAAGAUGGAGUUCUUGACUUAUCUAUCAAAAAGAAUCGCUAUAGCAGCAGCAGCGGCAAAUCUGCCCACAGUCUCUGCCAUUCUGCAGCUGCAUCCACGCUGAAGUGUGAGUCUCCAGAUUACCAUGCCGCAAAAGCAAAAGACCUGCAGUCCACCACCACACUGGAACAGUUCAUAGCAAAACUGUGUCCCCACCACCAGAGACGGAUAGUGGAUGCAAUAGGUUUUCUUCAAAUGGAAGUCAAGGCUCAUGCAUCCUCUAAUGUACCGAAAGCAUCUGACUCUACCUCUGGUAUUCAGGGGGAAGCUUCUCCAAAUACAAACUCCAGUAGCAUAAUCGCAGAGAAAUCACAUCCUGUACUAAAGCCUUCCAGUGAAUCCACUCCUAAACCUGAAGUCCUGAAAUUCCCCCAUUCUGUCCCAAACAGCUGUGCACAGAAGAAGAUUCCAGAGAAUGUGGUGUCGCUGAAAACAUCUGCAACUUCUGGCCAGGCUUUCGAUGUUUUCAACCAUGGUUUUGGGAGUGAUCAACCUCUGACGAGUUCCACCGCUAAUUCUGUGGAAGGAGAGAACAGCCGUCUAAGUGAUCAGCCACCUGUUCGGAUGACAAUCAAAACUAGCAAUGCUGCUGCUGGUAAGAAGCGGUCAUGUGUGCUUGAUGCCACUCUUUCUUCUCCCUCCCAUGCUCUCGAGGAGAAACAAGUUUCAUCCAAUAGAGCAGAGACACACAGUGCCAGACUCAGCUCGUCCGUGAAAAGACACAGUCAGAUUAAUGUCACUCCUAAUGCUAGUCAGAAAGAGAUUCUUGGGCACCAGAAAGAUAAGCCAGCAAAAGUGUUUCCAAUCCACAUGUCCUUUCCCUCACAUUCUGUUCGAACAGCAAGAAAAACAGUCAGGGUAUCUUCUGAACAUCGGAUCAGGGACGAUGCUUGUAGGGACAUAGUUGACCCUGAUAUCGGCAACUGUGACAUUGUUUUUAUUGACAAGCCAAUUACAGAGUGUAUUAAGGAAAAGCGGCGCAGCAUGACCCCCCGUCGUAAUGCCAGAAAAAGCACUAGGGGGCAUAUGUAUUUCGAUGAUAUGUGGGAGUUAAAAACGGUUCGCACAUUGGCCGGAAGGGGCAACUGUCCAAACCCAAUGCCUGAGCUGAACACACUGGUCACGCCAAAACAAAUUCUGUCCAAACCUGAAGGUCUACCACCAGUUGAUAUGCCUUUUGCUGGAGCAUGCACAGAGACAAUGAGUCAACAAAUGCCCUCAGAGGAAUCGGAUGAUCGUGUCAUUCCAGGAGCAGGAGAUGACGUAGAGGAAGCCGCUAGUAAAGCAGAUGCUGUAGAAGUUGAAAUGAGUCAAACGGAUCAGGGUCCGAAUAAGGCCCAGUCUGAUCCACCAUCUCCUCUGAACUUUGUAGAAACCCAAGAAACUUGUGCAGACACUUUAGCAGACGAAGAGACAAUUAAAGAUUUGGAGAUGACACAAGAAAGUGUUGCUUCACCUCCACGUGAAUUACCAACAGACAACGAGCCAGAGUCUCAACAGUUUGUACCCGACAACACAGAGCUAGCCGUUACAGAAACCCAAGUAGAACCAUUAGAAAGUCUCACCACAGAGGAGGAUGAGCACCAGCUUUCAUCGGAUAAACUUCUCAACUGUGGGGAUGAUACUAAACAAAAUUGCACUGCUACAGUAAAUCAAGUGGAGGAAGAGAUAGAGAAGGAUAAAGAGGAAAAAAUGCAAGAUGAGCAAAAUCAGGAGAUUCAACCAGAGACUGAGUUACAUUGUGAUAAUGUUGAAGUGACAGAACAGUCACUUUCCACAGGUACAGCAGAGGAACUGACAGUAAAAGGGACGGAAACUGAAAAGCCAGAAGCCAAUAACGGUGUUGAACCCGUAGAGACAAAAAAUUAUGAAACUGAGUGUGAUGAGCUGGGAAAGCCAGCUGAUGAGCUGGGUUGCCAUAGAAAAUCUAAUGAGUUGCCACCUUGGAGUAGGAAAAACGACACCAAAACUCAGGUGCCAGAUCUUUUGAGACAGACAGAACUAGUGGUUGGUUUUGUCAACGGUAAACCAGUUUCAGCCUCAGACAGGAGUUUGCGCCAUAGAACUGAUAGGAAUCCCACAUCUAGUAAAACUCCAAUAAAAUCUUGUCCGAAUGUACUCACCUCUAGCGAUUCAGAUCCUACACUUUCUUCAACUGUUGAAAACAAGAAACUAGAGAAACCUCCACCAGAGACAAACAGGCUUUUAACAUUAGAGACUUCUGCGAUUGAGCAGGUUACAAAACUGUCCCCUGACCCGCCAUCAAGCCCAGCAUUAAAAUUACCUUCAAGGACUAAAAAAACCCAGAAAGAAAAAAGUGUUGUGUUAAAUCAGUGCAAGAUACCUGUGCUCUCUGAUCCGUCCGCUGAUCAGACUCAAAGUACGGCAUCCAAACGCCAACUUAGAUCAGCCAGUCAAAAGACAGCAGCUCCCACUUCAAAUAUUGUCACUUCCAUUUCCUCUCCAAAGCCUUCAACUCUUAUUCUUCCACCUGUAGAACAGCUACCUCCUCUCCUGCUCCCUUUUCCAUUACCUGUUACCAUAUCCUCGUUUAAAGGGCAUUCUGAUCCCUCAAUUUCUGAGUGUUUCCAAGAGCAGCAAGUAUCCGAAACUGUGCAAUUGAACACUGAAAAUACACAGCCAACUAAGACUAUCUCUAAAGACACUCAAAAGAACAAACUAGCGAAUGAAUUCGAGACUAAACAAACAUUAAGAUCAGGUAAGGUUGUUUCAGAUAACAGUGAAAAUGAGAAACCGCAACUUAUUACUGAGGAAUCAAAUUCUUUAGAAAAUCCAUCCCCCAUAAAGACUGAAAAUCAAACAGAGUCUGUUCCGACCAGAAACAAGCGUAAGCUUCAAAAGAACUCAGAUGCAGGUGAGUCUGCUUUAGUCCAAAAAAAGAAUGUAGCUCCUGUAGAGGACAAACUAGCAAGUGGAGAUAAGGAUGCCUCCAUGUCAGAGAAACCCACGAGAAUGCCAUUAAGGAGUGAGACCAGUAGGGCGGAAAUGCCCGACCAGUCUGUUGCUCAGUCACCACCAGCAGAUAACAAGAAAUUAGCCUUGAGAUCACUAAGAUCUACCCCACAUUCCAGCAGUACUGCUGACACUCCAAAACAAAAUGACAUACCCUCCCCUGUUCGAAUAAUCCCUGAAAGAAUACCCAAAGCUCAGCUGAAACCCAAGUCGGGGUCUGUUACACCUUGGACCCACAGCUCUCAAAUCCCUAUCAUUACCCCAAAACAAGAGCUCCCUAAACCAACCGUCAACAAAUUCUUUCAGGCCCUAACUGGUGAAGAGAACCAGCACUUAAUUACAAGUUUAAAUACUAAAUAUGAUAGGAUGCUAAAAGGCUGGGUACAAAUGGACAAAGAGGGUCAGCCAGCAGCAAAAUACAAAAACAAAUCAGAUAGACAGGCAGCUAUAUGGAAGAGUAAACGCAGGGCACGGAAACCAAAGUCUUCAGAGCAGCAGAAAUAUUCCCCAGUCCAAAUGCUUUUCAUGAAAGGUUUCAGUCUCACCAGUAUCUGUCACUGGUUCCUGGAUACAACAGAAACUAAGUCCCUUGUUAUUGUGAAGAAGGUGAACACGCGUCUUCCAUCUGAAACUCAGCUGUGCUUCCACAGCUCAUCAUCCAUGUCAGGGCCGUCACAGGGAGUGUUUCCAAGCCUUCAGGCAGAGCGCUUAAAGAAACAUUUGAAAAAGUUUGCCAUCGCUUCUCCUGUAAAGAGCAAUCCCAAAAGUCAAAAGCUUAUUGCUAAAGCGCUUGAACAAGAGGCAAACACAGUCAAACUGAAGGAGAGAGCAGAACUUCCCAGCAGUACUCAAAAUGUGAGUAAAUACUCUGCUGCCAAAGCCAGUGCCCAAAAAGGCGAAUCCCAAAAACCCUCAGGAAAAUCUAAGAAUCCAGCUAGUGCAAGAAUCCUGAGGAAGUACUCCAAUAUCCGAGGGAAGAUGCAGGGUCAGCAAACCACUGUUAGAAUGAAAGGGGGCUCAAAAAUGCUAGAAAACAAGAAGAUUAAAUCACUGGCUGCUACUAAAUCAGCUGCUAAAUCAAAUCUAAACCCAUCUUUAAAGGUGAGAAAAUCUGCUGUACCUGUUAGAAACAAAAUCAAAGAGUCUGCAGCAAAACUGCCAGGUAGGAAGAAUUUGGCUGGGAGGAAGUCAACGAAGCCUUCAGUUCAGAAAAGGGCGGUCAGAGCUCAGGCUGGCAAAGCUUCAAAGGCUAAAAGUAAAACAGAACUACCAAAGAGAUGUUCACAACGACUUGGGUCUCCUAAAGUACCUGAACACCAGACUGUGGACACAUCCAAGAGCAAGGUCAGCAGCAAAAAACACAACGAAGACAAAAAAGCAGAAUGUGAAAUAAAUAAAAAAACUCAAACUAAGGAAUCUGCUCAAAGCACAGUUGUGGAAAGCAAAAGUAAGGAGAUUGCUGCUGAAAUGCCACAGCAGGGCAUGGAUGUGAAGGCUUCAGGCUCACCUGACCAGGUCCAAACAAGGUCACAGAGAAAAAUGGAGGCAGCGAUGCCUCUGAGCAGGAGUGCCAGCAAUCCUUCAAAGAGGGCCAAAAAGGCAUUACAGACAGCAUCUCCUAAAGCUGUCAGUGAAGUGGAUGAACCUAAAGUGACAAGAAGUGGCUCUUUGAAGAGAAGUCAGACAUCCUCACUGCAACGCAGUGGAACUAAGGUAGCCACCAAGAGAGCUCAGGAACUCCCAGAGACCCCUGCAAAGCGCACCAGGACAAAAUAAAACGGAACUUUUGGAGAGAGAUUCUUCAUCUAGAGGAUCUGUGUUUGAUUUCAUUAGGACCAAAAAUAUGUAGUACUCGCCCCAAACUGAAUAAUUCUCCUCGCAGAAGGAGAUUUUGACAUUUGCUCAUGCUGUUGUAAAGCUUGAUGGUGAAAACGCAAACAUGACGCUGUAUUUCCUGAGCUUUGUUCUCUGUGUUCAGGGACUGCAGAAAAAAGUCCUGCAAGAUGUCUGAUGGCUGUAGUUGCUUUAUGUUUCUGCACUCUACAAAAAUGGCUGGAGAUAACAAAUGCCCGUCAAACCUCCAUUUUAGGCGUUAGAAAUUUCAUCCUCAUUCUUAUGUUUCUUUCUUUUGACAUUUUUGUAUAUAUUUAUAGUUUUAGAUGAUGGCACGUUCUGCAUUAAUGUUUUGAGGGAGGAGGGAGCUUUGAAUCAAAGUUUCAUGUACACUGAGUUGGCAGUUUGUAUCUCCAGCCAGUCUUCCAAUCACAACAUUGUGAAUACGUAACGUUGUGAACCAGGUGCCUUAUUUAUAAAAUGUAUUUUAUAUAAAUGUUACUAAAUGUGAAAACUUCUCUUCCUGGAGGUGCAGUUAAUUUGCUUCAAGGAGCAAUUCGGAUGUGGCGUUUUUCUUCUGCACGUUGGGCGCCGCCCGCUCUAAAUUCGAGUUCUUCUGAUCAGAUUUUGGGACUUCCCGAGCAGGUUUAUUUUUAUGCCUAUUUUCCCCAAAGCAUUAACAUAAAAUUGUAAUUAGAGCUUCAGUAGAUGUUAAGAUCUGCAUUGUUUAUUCAAACAAACGGAUGUGCUGUUUUUGUGUCAUGAAAAGUUUUACCAUUUUUGUUUGUGGCCAGGUGUCAUUGCUGUGUACCUCUACAUCUGCCGUUCUUGUUAAUGAGGAGACAGUUUCAGAAACCCAUGCAAGCCAGACUUUAAACAUGAAAUCUUUGAUUGUACCACAUUUAGUCCCAGAGAGAAAACCCAUUUAAGAAUACUUAAAUGAACUUUAAUUUUAAUCUCCUCUCAUUGUUGGGUGAGUUAUAAUCUGAAGCCUGCUUGCUACUACAGUAACUUCUGUAAUUGUUUUGUUAACUGCAACUCAUUUUUAGGACAGUGUUAUUUUGUGUUUUUUUUUUUUUUACCAGGCUUAGUUUCCUCAACAAGGUAAAUCAUUUGUAAAUGCAAAAUCAGUCCACUAUGUUUUUAUUGAUAUUUAAAAACGUCAUGUAGGUCAUUGAAUAAAAAAAAAAAAGAAUCUAUUGCAGCCCACCAAAUAUCAGACUUGAACUUGUUUAUUUUUGCAUUUGAUAUUUAAAUAUUUGGGUUUUGUACAUUAAAUAGAAAUACCUGCUUUAUUUGUGGUAACCCCAUGAAUGUUAAGAACGUUGUUUUGUUUUUUCUGGAGUUGAUAUAAAGAUGUUUAAAUUUUA